GGGGCCUCGCGCCGUCCUGGGGCGGCUCUUAGGGCCGGGCCAGCGCCGGAGCUCCGGACACCCGUCGCCGCUGUCGCCGCCGCAAGCUCGGUUUCUGCCGCCACCGCCGCUUCCGGUCGUCACCAUGAACCAGGAUCUUCGCAGGGAGCGGGAAGGCGCCAGCUUCAGCCCGGAGCUGCUCACGCACGUCCUGGACGGCAGCCCCGAGAACACCCGGCGCCGCCGAGAGAUCGAGAACCUGAUUCUGAAUGACCCAGACUUCCAGCACGAGGACUUGAACUUCCUCAGUCGCAGCCAGCGUUACGAGGUGGCUGUUAAGAAGAGCGCCAACAUGGUGAAGAAGAUGAGGGAGUUUGGCAUCGCAGACCCUGAGGAAAUCAUGUGGUUUAAAAAGUAGGUAUGCCUUCCCAUAGAUGAAGUGCCCAAGCCCAAACUUACAUUUAAGCCCGCAGCCUGUGGCGUCCUUUUUCAUCGUGUUUGGUGUGUGAAGACUCAGAGUGCAUAUUUUCACCCCACUUUAACGUUAUG
Molecule: messenger RNA, 528 nt
Organism: Suricata suricatta (meerkat)
Lineage: Eukaryota; Metazoa; Chordata; Mammalia; Carnivora; Herpestidae
Product: peroxisomal acyl-coenzyme A oxidase 1-like
Exons: 2
Coding region: 125-397 (90 amino acids)
Biological process (GO): lipid homeostasis; very long-chain fatty acid metabolic process; fatty acid beta-oxidation using acyl-CoA oxidase
Cellular component (GO): peroxisome
Molecular function (GO): fatty acid binding; FAD binding
Source: RefSeq, a predicted model, not a curated record